Octodon degus (degu) is the source of this 1366-nucleotide messenger RNA. It is a transcript of the gene Scand1, whose product is annotated as SCAN domain containing 1. Lineage: Eukaryota; Metazoa; Chordata; Mammalia; Rodentia; Octodontidae. The transcript has 2 exons. The record is from RefSeq and is a predicted model, not a curated record. Bases 153 to 692 code for a protein of 179 amino acids.
GCCGAGGUGCCGCUUCCGGGAAGUUGUGCGCCGACCUGACCAUAGAGAAGCCAGAGGCGACUGCGACUUCCGGUCGCUCUGGGCGCUCCGCCUGUGAAGACGCAGUAGUGAGCCCUUAGUUGCCGGACAAAGAGUGACGCCCAGAGCUGGUCAUGGCGGCGACAGAAGCGAGCUUGUCGACCACCGGGAGCUCUGCGGCUGUACCGCCGGAGCAGCAGGACAGAGCCGGCGCGAAGUCAGAUCUUGAAGCUAACUGUGCAGAUCCCUCGACCCCAGAAGCCUCCCCGCCUGCCCCCGAGUCCUGCAACCCCAACGCCGAGAUCCCCGAAGUGAAGAUUACGCCCUCCGCCGCGGCUUCCGCGGUGCUGGAGCUGCCCCUCAGGCCCGCACCCCUGGGUUCUGCGCCGCAGGCCUCAGCCGCCUCGCGCUCCCCGGCGGGCCCCAGCGGCUCGCGGCCAGGCCCCGAGACGUUCCGCCAGCGAUUCCGACAGUUCCGCUACCAGGACGCGGCCGGACCCCGAGAAGCGUUCCGGCAGCUGCGGGAGCUCUCUCGCCAGUGGCUGCGGCCAGACAUCCGCACCAAGGAGCAGAUGGUGGAGAUGCUGGUACAGGAGCAGCUGCUGGCCAUCCUGCCCGAAGAAACGCGGGCCCGGCGGCUCCAGCGCCGCGCAGACGUGCGCAUCACCGGCUGAGCUGAACUCAACGCUCUUUGGACUGGGGCCAUGAUGGGUUGGGGCCAGAGGCUGGCACACCACCCCGUGUUAAUGAAAGAGUUUUGACAGCCGCUGUGGUCUAAUGUGUAUUUUUCCUUUCUCCUUUCUUGGAUUUAUGUUGUUGAGCCUAUUUCCCAUCCCUGUUCUGCCUGGUCGGGGCCUUGCUAGACUGUUGUGAUAUUAAAUGUUGGCUAGAUCUGGGCCAUCCCGUUGCCAUACCUGUGAAGGUUUUCUCUGGGGCUCCCAAAGACCCACUUCGAUUUUCUUUGAUUAGUGGAAAGCUGUGUUCUGAAGAUUACAGUCCAGUGAGUUUCUCUGCCUUUUACUAGCUACAUUUUGAAGUUGUCAUCUAUUCAGGUAGGAAAACAGCAAUACGAAGUAGUUGUGGGAUCCUGCAAGCAAACUAUCUGGGUUUCUUAAAGUGUUAACCUGUCAAGUUGUUUCAUCUGCCCCUUGCGUGCACGCUUUCAAAGACCCAAAUUAUGUGGCCAUUCUGAUGCUUUACGGCUCGCUCUUACAGGUAUUGUUUGUGGGCUCUAAUAUAUGGCUGUAGACUUCCACCUCCUUCCUUGCCAAAGUUUAGACUUUGGGUAGGGAUUAAAUAAAUGAUGUGAAUUAACAAGUAAUGUAAAUUUUUGAAAGUACUGAUUUUU